CGGGGCGGGGCUGUGAGCCCAGCGCCAGCCUGCUCGCCAGGUCUCCGGCGUGCAGUCGGAAUUGCCGCCCGCCAUGGCCCCCGGUGCACGCAUCGUCGCCGCGCUGGCCGCUCUCCUCGCCGCCGCCGCUACAGGCGGAGAUGCCCGGCCCAGCAAAAUCGCUGUGGUUGGGGCCGGAAUCGGAGGCUCUGCAGUGGCCCAUUUCCUCCAGCAGCACUUCGGCCCCCGGGUGCAGAUCGAUGUGUAUGAGAAGGGGACUGUAGGUGGCCGCCUGGCCACCAUCUCAGUCAACAAGCAGCACUAUGAGAGCGGAGCCGCCUCCUUCCACUCCCUGAGCCUGCAUAUGCAGGGCUUCGUCAAGCAGCUGGGGCUGAGGCACCGGCGUGAGGUGGCAGGCAGGAGUGCCAUCUUCAGCGGGGAGCAUUUCGUGCUGGAGGAGACCGACUGGUACCUGCUGAAUCUCUUCCGCCUCUGGUGGCAAUACGGCAUCAGCUUCCUGAGGCUGCAGAUGUGGGUAGAAGAGGUCAUGGAGAAGUUCAUGAGGAUCUAUAAAUACCAGGCCCAUGGCUAUGCCUUCUCGGGUGUGGAGGAGCUGCUCUAUUCGCUGGGGGAGUCCACCUUCAUCAACAUGACGCAGCGCUCCGUGGCUGAGUCCCUGUUGCAGGUGGGCGUCACACAGCGCUUCAUCGAUGACGUUGUCUCUGCCGUCCUGCGGGCCAGCUACGGCCAGUCGGCAGCGAUGUCCGCCUUUGCUGGAGCCAUGUCACUAGCCGGGGCCCAAGGCAGCCUGUGGUCAGUGGAAGGAGGCAACAAGCUGGUUUGUUCUGGUCUACUGAAGCUCACCAAGGCCAAUGUGAUCCACGCCACAGUGACCUCUGUGGGCCUGUUCCAGACAGAAGGAAAACCCUUGUAUCAGGUACAUUAUGAGAGUGAGGCAGGCAGUGGCUCCGACUUUUACGACAUCGUGGUCAUCGCCAGCCCUCUGCACCUGGAUGGCCACAGCACCAUAACCUUCGAGGGCUUUGACCCACCCCUUGUUGUCGUCCAGGGCGCCUACCAGCCUGCGGUCGUGUCCUUGGUCCAUGGCUACCUCAAUUCCUCCUACUUUGGUUUUCCUGACCCUAAGCUUUUCCCCUUUGCCAGUAUCCUCACCACAGAUUUCCCUAGCUUCUUCUGUGCUCUGGACAACAUCUGUCCUGUCAACAUCUCAGCCAACUUCCGGCAGAAGCAACCUCAGGAGGCAGCCGUUUGGCGAGUCCAGUCCCCCAAGCCCCUCUUCCGGUCUCAGCUAAAGACCCUCUUCCGCUCCUAUUACUCAGUGCAGACAGUUGAGUGGCAGUCCCACCCACUAUACGGCUCCCCCGCCACCCUCCCGCCGUUCGCACUCCAUGACCUACUCUUCCACGUCAAUGCCCUGGAGUGGGUGGCCAGCUCCGUGGAGGUGACGGCUGUAGCUGCCAAAAAUGUGGCCCUGCUGGCUUAUAACCGCUGGUACCAGGACCUAGACAAGAUUGACCAAAAGGACUUGAUGCAUAAGGUAAAGACAGAACUGUGAGGGCUCUGGGGAAAGCCUUGGAAUGCCUCUCCCUUGCUGAAGGAGGACCAGGACACCCCUACAGCAGCCAAGGCUGUACCAGCCACAUGCGUCUGCCAAACCCUUUUCUGACCCCUCGUGUUGAGCAUCUCCCUCCAGUGUGGGUCCAGGUGGCCUGCUCUCUGCUUUUCUAUCUUAAGGAUUCUCACAGUGCCUGCUUUUUAAGGAGGUAAGAGAAGGGAAGGAAAUUCAUGCCAGUUUAUUCAUUGUAUUUAUUUUUUUUUAAGAAAUAAAAAUCCAUUUUCUAAA
This is a messenger RNA of Manis javanica (Malayan pangolin), 1843 nucleotides long. It is a transcript of the gene PCYOX1L, whose product is annotated as prenylcysteine oxidase 1 like. Gene Ontology annotation, biological process: prenylated protein catabolic process; prenylcysteine catabolic process. Gene Ontology annotation, molecular function: prenylcysteine oxidase activity. The record is from RefSeq and is a predicted model, not a curated record. NCBI's taxonomy places the organism in Eukaryota, Metazoa, Chordata, Mammalia, Pholidota, Manidae.